This is a messenger RNA of Triticum turgidum subsp. durum (durum wheat), 2538 nucleotides long. The record is from the annotation of a GenBank genome assembly. Lineage: Eukaryota; Viridiplantae; Streptophyta; Magnoliopsida; Poales; Poaceae.
AUGCCCAUCAAGGACGGCGAGGACAUUGCUAUGCUCAUCAUCCAUGAGCCCUUCCGACCGGUGAUGAAGGAGCAUAUCAUCGUAAAGCAUCCUCACAUCGUUAGGCUCUCUGUGCAACCAAAUGGUGCGAGUUCUGGGUCCAGGUCCAGAUCUUCCACUAGCAGAUGGCGCUGGGGAGAGUCUGGGACUACUUCUGCCAGAAGCACAAGAUCUCCAGUGACAUGCUUGACUGAGGUUGACAGGCCCGAGCUUCAAGACUGUAUAUUUUGCCCAGGGAUCAACACCCUGGGUUGUGGAGGGGAAUGGGAUGCCCAUGUUGUGUUAAACUUAUGUGUAGUCCAAUUGGGUGAACUUCAACUAAUUUGGAAUGGAAGGAAGUAUGGUUUUCCAAAAAAAGAGCAUCCACCAAAGUUGUGUAAGAUUCUCCUCCCGCGCCUCUCCAUCUGGCGUGCCCGCCGCUCGGCGCGCCUCCGCGAGGAGCGCCGCGCCCAUGCGCUCGAGCUUCAGAAGCUCCACAAGACCGCCACACGCCGUUGCCGCAACUGCAACAAUCCCUACAGGGACCAGAACCCUGGCGGCGGCAAGUUCAUGUGCUCAUACUGUGGCCACGUAUCCAAGCGGCCCGUGCUUGACCUUGGCCCUGCGGGGAAGGUCCCCGCUGGGUGGCCUUGCAGUCAGGAUUGGGCCAAUGCUGUUGGUGACCCGGGUUACUGGCUUGACCUGCAGUGUUCCGCCGAUAACUCGUACUCAGGCUUCUCAUGGCGGCUGUUCUCGUGCUUUUGCACCAGUAUGGCAUGGUUCUGGAAGAAAGUGUUCAGGUUUGGGUCAUCAGUGGACAGCGGUGGAUUGGGCCGGGAUGGCAGAAUGUUGACAAAAGCAGGGGACAAUGGAGGCAAGGCUGAGGAGAGCAGAGUGGACAAGGCGAAAAGGAAGGCUGAGGAGAAGAGGUUGGCGAGGUUGGAGAGGGAAAUGCUAGAGGAGGAGGAAAGGAAGCAGCGAGAAGAGAUGGCAAAGCUAGUAGAGGAGCGGAGAAGGCUGAGGGAUGAGAAAGCAGAGGCUGAGGAGCGAUCCAAAGGUGCUACCCCCGUCGGGGAGAAGGAUGCUAGGAAGGAAGCAGAACGGAGGCGGCAGGAGAGGAGGAGGAAGGAAGACAAGGGAUCAAGCAAGAGCAAUUCAGACUGCGAAGAUGUUGAGAGAAGAGUAAGCAGAGAAGGUGAGAGGAAGCGCGACUUUGAUAGAAGGAAUGAGACAGACAGGCGGGAUGCGGCAAGAGUUGGGACAGAUGGAUACAAGCCCAAUAACUUUGAAUCUAACAGUCAGGGUAGUAAGAUAGCACAGAGCAAGACGAAGUACUUUGGUCGUAUGACUGGAGGUUUAUUAUCUUCUUCCAGAGGUUUUGGUGGUGGCUCCUUUUUUGGUAGAAGUGCUCAGGCCCCUGUUCAUCAAGCUAACAAGGUGACUAAACCGCUCAUUGCUGCAACUGACCAGAGUAUUAAAAGAGAUACCCAACCUGCAGCCACACCAGCAAUGGUCAAAUCUGCCACAGCCGGAGAAACUAGAAAUUCAUUGACUAAUUUUAGUCGACCUGUUAGUCCAAAUAUGCAGGCACAUCCUACAGGCCUUAAAAAGUCAUGGCAUCAGUUGUUUAGUCGCUCAGCUGCAGUUUCCCCUUGUCCCGAUGUUACUGCUUCAGCUCGUGAGAAGAACAUGCAGCCUGCCCCAAAUGGUGCACAGAUAAGCAGCGCUCAAAAUUUUCUGGCUCAGUAUCCUCCUCUGGACAGCACGCCGAAGUUAAGCCAAUCCAUGCACUCUGCAGGGUUUCCGCCAGUGAAUGGAGCAUCUGCCAAUAUGCCGCUAUCUCAUUUUCCAGCGGGACACUCGCCCUUCGGUAAAGUUUCAGAAGCAGCAUUACUGGAAGAACCUGAGCAAUUUGAGGACCCGUGCUAUGAUCCAGAUGCCAUUGCAUUGCUUGGUCCAGUUUCAGAGUCCCUAGACAACUUCCCUCCAGACUGGGAUAGCAGAUUCACCUUGAAUGAUGUCACCAAGCAACCACAUGUUAGGAACCCCAUGCCUUCACCAAUUGAGUCUCCUCUAUCAAGAUCACGGACUGUUGAACGAAAUCCUAUUAGACCCUCACAUUUCUCAACUGCAAAAGGGCAUAAUGGUUCAAUGUCAGCUGAGGCUAACAAUGAGCAAGGCACAUGGCAAAUGUGGAGCACGCCGCUGGUACAGGACAGUUUAGGUCUGCGAGGUCCUCAGGGACAAUGGCUUCUACCAAACACAAAUCAAUUCAACCAUGGCAUCAAUCAUUUGAAUGGUGGAACAAGAAGCCCCCUCAGUGCUGGUCUGAAUGACAAUGAUUUAUGGCUGCAGAAAUCACCCUUCCAGCAAUUGCCUCUUGAUACAGAUAGUCUGUUCCUUUCACACGACAUGUCAGAAAAUGCUAUACACAGUGACUUGGGUUUUGGAUCUCCAAACAAAACAGCCCGUGCGCACCCCUUUGGACCACCUGAUCCUUGUCAUUCUUGGUCCAAGUAA